This is a messenger RNA of Oldenlandia corymbosa var. corymbosa, 543 nucleotides long. The record is from the annotation of a GenBank genome assembly. NCBI's taxonomy places the organism in Eukaryota, Viridiplantae, Streptophyta, Magnoliopsida, Gentianales, Rubiaceae.
AUGAGUUCUUCUGAAGAUGAAAUGGGAUUCAAUGAUGAACGGGAUCUGCUUUCCAAUGGAGAAGAAGAAGACUGGAAUGUUCAUCAUCAGGAAGAAGACAACACUGACUUUGAGGCGGUGCGGAGGAAAUGGAGACGUAAACUGCGGCUGAGAGAGCUUAGAGGAAGGAAUCGCCGGUUUGAUAAUGCCCAUCACGAAUCAUCUGAUGAUGAUUCUCAAAGUGAUGGCGAAUCGAAUUUUCCGAUGACUGGCAACCAAAACAUGGAGGCUGGUGUUGAUGAGAAUGAGGAUGCAUGGAAAGAUUCAAUUACGAAACUUGGGAUUCCCGAAGAUGGUCAAAAUCUGAUAUAUGACCUGUUCUCCAAGUACGACGAAAUGUAUCGGACACCUGGCGGCCGUGGUUCUACUUCCGGCGAUGCUACUGCUAUUGAACAUCAAAACCCAUUUUUACCAAACUCCGGCGUUACCCCCAAAAAUGCUGCACCGCAGGAAACUGAUAACGUUCCUGAUCAGGGCCACAAUGCGAAUGAAUCUCGUCAAUAG